Messenger RNA from Liolophura sinensis, 1903 nucleotides. RefSeq names its product autophagy-related protein 16-1-like. NCBI's taxonomy places the organism in Eukaryota, Metazoa, Mollusca, Polyplacophora, Chitonida, Chitonidae. Gene Ontology annotation, cellular component: autophagosome membrane; Atg12-Atg5-Atg16 complex; phagophore assembly site membrane. The transcript is spliced from 16 exons. The record is from RefSeq and is a predicted model, not a curated record. Gene Ontology annotation, biological process: autophagosome assembly. Gene Ontology annotation, molecular function: protein-membrane adaptor activity; protein binding. Bases 4 to 1635 code for a protein of 543 amino acids.
ACUAUGGCGGAAGGCGGCGACUGGAAAGAGCAAAUCUUGAAGGCCCUAAAACGUCGAAACAAAAAACAAACGCGAUGUUUUGUUGGUAUCAUUCAGGCCCAAAACAAAUUGUUUGAAAAUGCUGCAGUUCUUAAGGCUCAGAAUGUGCAGUUAACAGUGGAAGUAGAAAGAUUGAAAGAAGAAAACUUGACGCUGACGUUAAGAGGGGACUCUGUAGGAGGCAGUGAAAAAACUCAGGCUUUAGAACAGAAACUUUAUAAACAACAAGAAGAACUUACAGAGCUUCAUCGGAAAACAGGUCAUAACGCUCAGCAAAUCAUUGACCUUAAUAAUGCUCUACAAGAAAAGGAGAAAGAAUUACAGCAGAGGGAUUCAAAGCUUCUUGAUGCUGAAAGCAAUAUAUCUGGACUCCGGGCAGCUAUGAAAAAUUUAGAAAAAACAAUCCUGGAAUUAGGAGACACAAAUCAGGUGAUCACAGACGAACACCAAGCUCUGCAGUUAGCCUACAGUGCUCUGGAAGAGAAGUAUCGCAAACUAAGGGGCGAAAACGCAGAGCUUGUCACUCGCUGGAUGGAUCUGAAAGCCAAGGAUGCUGACAAGAUGAAUGCCGAGAAUGAUGUCUUUGUUAGGACUCAACAAGCCAAGUUACAGAGAGAGUUGGCUGAAGCUGCCAGAGAGCCUGUGAUAGUGAAGCCGACCGGGUCAAUCGGCAUCGUGCCUCUAUACCAAGCUGUUCUCGUACCAAGCAAUGCCAAGUGCAAAUUUGACGCCCACGAAGGGGAGGUAAAUGCAGUCAAAUGGAGUCCCUCUGGAAGAAUAUUUGCCACUGGGGGAGCUGACCGAAAGUUAAAAUUAUGGGAUAUUCAAAAUGGGAUUUGCGAAAAUAAGGGGAUGCUUAUGGGUAGUAAUGCAGGUAUAACAGCAUUAGAGUUUGAUUACGAGGAACACUAUAUCUUAGGCUCUUCCAAUGACUUUGCAAGCAGGGUAUGGUCUAUAGUGGACCAAAGAUUACGGCACACCCUCACAGGACACAGUGGGAAGGUGUUGGCAGCCAAGUUUUUGGGGGAUUCCACCAAAGUGGUGUCAGGAAGUCAUGACAGGACACUGAAAAUCUGGGACCUUCACAGCAAAGCCUGUGUGAAGACGAUAUUUGCCGGGUCGAGCUGCAAUGAUCUAGUCACGAUUGACAGUACAAGCGUCAUCAGUGGUCACUUUGACCGACGUAUUCGCUUCUGGGACCCCCGUGUGGAAACCAGCAGUAACGAGCUGUCAUUACAAGGGAGGGUCACCUCACUAGAUCUCACCCCAGAUAAAUUAUCACUUCUAAGCUGUACUAGAGACGACACCAUCAAAAUAAUCGACUUACGCAUGAAUCAGGUGUCAGCAACGUUUUGUGCUGAUGGUUUUAAAGUAGGCUGUGACUGGACCAGAGCUAUUUUCAGUCCAGACGGUCAGUAUGUAGUCUCAGGUUCCCAGGACGGAAGUGUUUUCAUUUGGAACGUCAGCAAAAACAAAGUGGAGAAGGUUCUUAAAGAGCAUAGUCAUGCCGUCAUCGCCUGUAGCUGGAAUCCAACAGGCUCAUCCAUCAUUACGUGUGAAAAACAACGCAAAGUCAUUUUGUGGUCAGAUUACUAACAAGGCAUCACUAGGAGGCCAGUUUCUGAUAUGUCAUGAAUGAAUAAUGAGAUGCCAUGCAAUAUCAAGACAAUUUUGCAUCCCACCUUUUUCAUGUGUCUGACUACGGCCGUACGUGGGACGGUCUUUUAGCAACCUGCGGAUGGUCAUGGGUUUCCCCCGGGCUCAAAACGGUUUUCUCCCACCAUAAUGCUGGCCAACGUCGUAUAAAUGGAAUAUUCUUGAGUACGACGUGAACAUCAAUCAAUCAUGUGACUGACUGACUGUU